AUGAUGAAGAAUAACCAGAGCACCACAUCUGAGUUCAUCCUCCUGGGGCUCCCCAUAUGGCCAGAGGUCCAAGGCAUGUACUCUGCUCUGUUCCUCACCAUGUACCUGACCACAGUGCUGGGGAACCUGCUCAUCAUCCUGCUCAUCAGGCUGGACUCUCACAUCCACACCCCCAUGUACUUCUUCCUCAGUCACUUGGCCUUCACAGACAUCUCUUUCUCAUCAGUCACUGCUCCAAAGAUGCUCAUGAACAUGCUGACACACAGUCAGUCCAUCUCAUAUGCUGGGUGUAUUUCUCAGAUAUAUUUUUUCUUAUUGUUUGGGUGUAUUGAUAACUUUCUUCUGACCUCCAUGGCCUACGACAGGUAUGUGGCCAUCUGUCAUCCUCUGUACUAUACCACCAUCAUGAGUCAGAGUGUCUGUGUACUGUUAGUGAUAGUGUCCUGGGUAUUUUCCUCUACCAAUGGCCUUGUACACACUCUUCUAUUUGCUCGUCUCUCUUUCUUUAGAGACAACACAGUCCACCACUUCUUCUGUGAUCUCUCUGCUUUACUUAAACUGUCCAGCUCAGACACCACCAUCAAUGAGCUGGUCAUUCUCACUUUAGCAGUGGUAGUCAUUACUGUGCCAUUCAUAUGCAUCCUGGUCUCUUAUGGCCACAUUGGAGCCACCAUCCUAAGAACUCCUUCCAUUAAGGGAAUCUGCAAAGCCUUGUCUACAUGUGGCUCUCACCUCUGUGUAGUUUCUUUGUACUAUGGAGCCAUUAUUGGUCUAUAUUUUUUUCCCUCCUCCAGUGACACUAAUGACAAGGAUGUCAUUGUGGCUGUGAUGUACACUGUGGUCACACCUAUGCUGAAUCCCUUUAUCUACAGUCUGAGGAAUCGGGACAUGAAAGGAGCACUGAGAAAUAUCCUCCUCAGGAGAAUGUAUUCACAGUGA
Messenger RNA from Cricetulus griseus (Chinese hamster), 939 nucleotides. Lineage: Eukaryota; Metazoa; Chordata; Mammalia; Rodentia; Cricetidae. The record is from RefSeq and is a predicted model, not a curated record.